This is a messenger RNA of Eruca vesicaria subsp. sativa (arugula), 462 nucleotides long. Lineage: Eukaryota; Viridiplantae; Streptophyta; Magnoliopsida; Brassicales; Brassicaceae. The record is from the annotation of a GenBank genome assembly.
AUGAAGAGGCUGUUGGAGUUUGGGAGGAAAGCAAUGUUCUAUGUGAGAGUGCUCUCUGGUUAUGAAGAAAGGAGAAUCCGUAAUUACAGGUUGCAACUCGAGAAACGUAUUCAGCAGGCCCAAGAAAGGAAAGCAGAGAUAAACAGACUCCCAGAGAAGAUUGUAUUAUCUGAAGUCCGCCGUAUGGUUGAACAGAUGCAGAAUUUGAAUAAGCAGAUUGAGAAUACGGAAGCUCAGAUUGAAGACUACUUCAAACCGAUAGACAAGCAAGCUGGUACAAUAAUGGAGGUUCAGCUGGAAUCAGAGAAGAAAACGAUGGGGACAAUGAUGAACGCAACACAAGAGGAAACCAUAAGAAAAAUUGAAGAAGCUGAGAGACUCGCUCGUGCUGGUGGAAAUGCAAACACGGGAGAGAAAAUGCAAGAUUCAGCGGCCAAUGAGAAAGAAGCUCAAGCAAAGUAA